AUGUCCAGUACCACUUUCACUAUGAUUUCCUUCGUCGUCACCCUACUGCUGACGGGCACUAGAGCUUCUCCGCUGACGAGACGAUUGGACAAUGGCGUCGGUGUCAAACCGGCUCUAGGCUGGAACAACUACAACGCCGGUCUUUCCGCGAGCGCCGAAUCGGCGUUGGCGGCGGCGAAUGCGUUCGUGCAGCUGGGCCUUCAAGACCUUGGCUACACGUACAUCAACCUGGAUGACGGAUGGUCGACUAUGGCACGGGACGCAGAUGGCAACCUCGUACCCGACCCGAACAAGUUCCCCAACGGCAUGAAAAACGUCUCGGAUCGGAUUCACGCUCUUGGCCUGAAGUUUGGGCUGUACGGCGACUCUGGCACCGCAACGUGCGCCGGGUUUCCAGGAUCCCAAGGCUACGAGGCGCAGGACGCGACGCUGCUGGCGUCGUGGGACGUGGACUACUGGAAGUACGACAAUUGCAACACGCCUUCAGGAGAUUCGCAGCCCCGAUACGAGACGAUGCGCGAUGCUUUGCUCGCCACGGAUCGGGACAUCCUAUACUCCCUGUGUCAGUGGGGGGUCGACUCGGUGUGGGAAUGGGGGGCCAGCGUGGGCAACUCUUGGCGCGUCGGAGGCGACAUCACCAACAACUGGAACUCGGUGGCCAACAUAGCAGCCUCGAACGCCGGCAUCGCGUCGUAUUCCGCACCCGGAGGAUUCAACGAUUACGACAUGCUUGAGGUGGGCAACAGUGGGCUGACGGAAGCCGAAGAGCGAGCGCAUUUUGGUCUCUGGGCCAUCUGCAAAUCCCCACUCCUGCUGGGGACGGAUUUGACCAAGAUAUCCGAUUCCAGCCUGGCGAUUAUCAAAAACGCAGACGUGAUUGCCGUCAAUCAGGACCCUCUGGGACGUGCCGCAUCGACGUUCACGCCAUCGGGACAAGCGGCGCCCACGAGCGGCCAGCUGUACCCAUACUGGUCCGGGCCUCUCAGCGAUGGAUUCGUGAUCGGGCUCGUCGCCGCAGACGGUGUGGGUACGCUCAGCGCCAGUUUUGCGGAUGUGCCGGACCUUGGGGCGGGGACAUACAGCUGGACCGAGCUGUACAGCGGCAAGACUGGAAGUGGUGAUGGUGUGAGCUGGACGUUCGAGGCGGAGCACGACAUGGCCAUCUUCAAAGUGACAGGGAAGGUUCCAUCGCAGAGCUCGAGCGCGGUCUCGACUUCGGCAACGCCCAGCUGA
Lasiodiplodia theobromae is the source of this 1233-nucleotide messenger RNA. RefSeq names its product Glycoside hydrolase clan GH-D. Bases 1 to 1233 code for a protein of 410 amino acids. Gene Ontology annotation, biological process: carbohydrate metabolic process. The transcript has a single exon. The record is from RefSeq and is a predicted model, not a curated record. Gene Ontology annotation, molecular function: hydrolase activity, hydrolyzing O-glycosyl compounds. NCBI's taxonomy places the organism in Eukaryota, Fungi, Ascomycota, Dothideomycetes, Botryosphaeriales, Botryosphaeriaceae.